This is a messenger RNA of Fulvia fulva, 681 nucleotides long. Its product is annotated as Acetylxylan esterase 2. The record is from RefSeq and is a predicted model, not a curated record. NCBI's taxonomy places the organism in Eukaryota, Fungi, Ascomycota, Dothideomycetes, Mycosphaerellales, Mycosphaerellaceae. Bases 1 to 681 code for a protein of 226 amino acids. The transcript is spliced from 2 exons. Gene Ontology annotation, molecular function: hydrolase activity.
AUGGUCUUCACGCAGUUGCUCUCGCUGGCUCUCGCUGCUACUGCAGCUGCAGCUCCUCUGGUCCCAAGACAGAUCACAUGUGCUGAGGGUCUCUACAUCAUCGUCGCGAGAGGAUCGAACCAGCCUGUGGGAGAGGGCUCUGUGGGACCUGUUGGGGACAUGAUCGAAGCUCGGAUACCUGGAUCGUACUCUGUCGCCGUGGACUAUCCUGCUGUUAUCAUCGGAGACGGGGAUACCUACUUCAGCUCGGUCAUCGACGGCAUUAACGAUGCAAGGGAGAAGGUCGAAGCAUAUGUUGCAGCCUGCGGGUCUGGCAGCAGAAUUGCUUUGGUUGGCUACAGCCAGGGAGGUCAGGUUAUGACAGAUCUCCUUGCCGGUGGUACUGGGAAACCGGCUCCUUUGGCAGAGCAGUAUCGACAGAACAUCGUUGGUGCAGCAGUCUUCGGCGACCCACGAUUCAAUGCAGGACAGGCGAUCAGCGCAGGCCAGUCGACGUCUAACGGAAUCUUCGCCCGAAUCUCAAGCCGAGCGCGACUGAACACCUACUCGAAUGUGCUGCGCAGCUACUGCGAUGAGGGCGACCCAUUCUGCUCUUCAGACUUCAACUUGGCCGUGCACUUCGCAGUCGUGGAGAAGUAUGCCCAAGCUGCCACUGACUUUAUUGUUGGCGUAGCAUCAUAG